GGUGGCUUCCUCAUGAAUUUGCUUGGCUUCGACCGCUUCACGAAGGGCAAGGCGGCCGACGGCCUGGCUCGCGCGGCGAAGGCACCGAACCCUUUCGAUUUAGGGAUGCUCGGGAACUGUAAAGACUUCUGGACAAAGGGCCGCGAGCUGGGCGUGGAAUACGAGCGGCUAUACGAUGUGCCGCCGGAGGGUUUCGCGGAGGCGAAGCGCCGCCAACAGCAUGAGGAGCGCGAGGAUCUGCACGGCGAGGGUGGCCGGAAGUCGCUGAGGAAGACGCUCCUCAUGGGCUUCGGUCUCGGCCGCAGUGGGAGCAGUCGGCAAGGCUAUGAGCCGCUCGGUCAGGUGUAAAUUCGUAGGUGAGCAGGCCUGCACAUGUAGGAGGGGUGUGUAUCAUGAUGUACGAUACGCUGAUGACACGGACUAUAAUGAUCUGUAUCGCUCUGAGUCCUCACUGCAAUCUGUCUUCUAGAAUUUAAGCAAGUUGCUUGU
Messenger RNA from Postia placenta MAD-698-R-SB12, 489 nucleotides. RefSeq lists its product as hypothetical. The coding region runs from base 13 to 348 and encodes 111 amino acids. The record is from RefSeq and is a predicted model, not a curated record. The transcript has a single exon. NCBI's taxonomy places the organism in Eukaryota, Fungi, Basidiomycota, Agaricomycetes, Polyporales, Adustoporiaceae.